AUGGAACAAGCAGCAGGAGAUGGCCUCAUACUCUUGCGAACAGAAAAUGAGCGAGCAGCUGCAGCAGCAGAAACAGCAGCAACAGGAACUCUGGCAACAGCAACAGAAGUUGGUGAAACAAUAGGAGUUGCUGCAAUAGCGCCUAUGUCAGCCUCUGGAAUAGCAGCGCAAGCAGCAACACCUGCAGCGGUACCAUGCACAGCAGCACCACCCGCAGCGUGCCUAACGGCGCCAGCAGCAGUACGCGCAGCAGCACCACCGACAGCAUCAGCAGCAGCAGCAGCAACAACGGAGCUAUCUAGAGCAGCGCUUGAUUGGUUUAGGGCCUGCGUAGGCAAGGGAGAGUUACCACAAGGGCAGGAAAGGAAUACUAGCUGCGUCUCUUUUGCUGUGCCUCACACAAUUCCUUCCACGCCCUCUAGCCUAUACCUACCUUCUGCUGCUGCUGCUUUUGCUCCUACUACUGCUGUUGUUGCUCCUGCUGCUGCUGCCGAGGAGGGAGCUUUGUCUCAAGUAUUUGUUGAGGACCGAAACUGUCUAGACGCAGCAGCAGCAGCACCAAGUAUGACAAUACCAACAGCAGUAGCAGCACCGCCGCCCCCGCCAGUAGCAACAGCAGCACCUGCAGCCGCUUCAGCAGCAACUGACGCGGCCUUGAACUUCAACGAAUUAACAUUUUACUUGAAAUUUCUACCAGCCAAAAACAAAGAGAAAGCGAAGGCCCUUCUCUCCGGAGAGAUACACGCUUAUCCCCCGUGUCCUUGGUCCCCUGAUAACAUCAGUGUGGCGAGUGCAGCUGGGGGAGAGCGGCCGCGGGGAUUUAAAGAAAGAGAUAAGCGAGCAAUUGAAUAUGAACCCGAAGUUAAAAAACAAGACAAAUAG
Messenger RNA from Eimeria necatrix, 882 nucleotides. RefSeq lists its product as hypothetical. The coding region runs from base 1 to 882 and encodes 293 amino acids. Lineage: Eukaryota; Apicomplexa; Conoidasida; Eucoccidiorida; Eimeriidae. The transcript is spliced from 2 exons. The record is from RefSeq and is a predicted model, not a curated record.